CAACACAAAAUCCACCUAAAGAGAUGGACACCAUGUGAUAUGACUAAAGAUUUGGUGAGGGGCCAUAUUCGUGAAGAAUUCCACGUCUUGUGAUUUAAAUAGCAUUGUGUCGUUUGGAUCUCAAGCCGCCAUAAAGUGCAGUGGGCCGUGGCUCUCCGUGUCUCAAACAGAGAGCGUCUGUUUCUCGCCUUCCAGUGUCAUCCUUCCCCGGAUGGGACACACUGUGAUUUGUGUGUGCCUUCACAGCAUGGCACACCACUCGGUGCGCCACCGGGGUAUAAAUUCAUGACAGCUGUAAUAUCGAGGAGUUCAUCUAACAGGAAACUAACAUCGCUUUGAACUAACAAGAAGAGCUUUGUCCCCUUUGGAGAUUCGAGAGCCGAACCAGGAGAGGUCUAACGAUGAAUGUUCAGUCCACCGUCAAUAAAGAAGUCUUCAUCCCCUGCAAUGAACGCAUGCUGGUGGGUUUGGAGGUACGGAGGAGAAAAAAGAAGAGAAUGCCUUUUCUUCCGCCUGGAUCCAAAGGAGACUAUGCAACAUUCAUUUGUGUUUCAGUGACCAACACAAGACCGCACCAGCUCCUCAUUUCAAAGGUGAAGCAGUAUAGUGGCUCCUUGGCCUUCACAAGGACGUCACAGUGGAAGGCGGAGCGACUACGACAGGUCAAUGGCAUUGACCCCAACAAGGACAGCCCCGAAUUUGACCUGGUCUUUGUCAACGCUGUGGAUCAGUGGGUGGCCACCUCAGCGGCAGAGAAGUGCAUCUUCGUGCAGAUUCUGUACCGCGCCUGCCAGACCUACUGGGAGGGAAAGCCCGGAAGUCUGAUCAAGGCGAGCCGCCGGGUUUCCGGCCAGGUUGGGGCGGCCGGUCCCAAUGAUUCCUCACCGGGGCCUUCAUCCGGAACAGUACGAGCACGACGGAAAAGCUUUGUUGCACCCAGACCGCCGGAGUUCAUUAACUGCUCGUCCAAACUCACAGGAGAUUCCUCCACCAUGAAUCUGUUCAUCUACCGCUGCAAAGCCUUCUUGAAUCACGUCAAGAAGAAGAUGGUUGGAACACAAAGCAGCUCACAGAAGAGAGUCCAUCAGAUGAAGGUGGCUUUGGGAGAGCAUGGGGACAGAGUUACUGCAGCUGAAGACAAGACUGUAGGACUGGUGCACACGGUCCAGCAGCUUGCAGACAUUGCUCACAAGAUCUCCCUGAAAUAUGCAAAAUAGAAUCUCAGUGGACUCUUCCUGGAUGAAGGACAUGAAUAGCAAGUGGAUGCCGAAACAGCAUGCGCCUAAUUGCUUAAUCAAAGCGUAUUUAAAGAAGACUAAGGAUUUAUACGCUGUCACUUACUGUGUGUAUUCAGAAUUACAGCUUUAUGAUUUGUUUCUUGUACUUAAGACACAAGUAUCGUGGUCAUACUAUAUACAGUAUAGAAAUAUGUUGCCAGCCAUCAGAUUAACCUUGUUGUUAAAGUAAUCAUGCUCUUAUUAAAUGUUUAGUACAAAGCACCGAACACACCAGUGUGCAUGUUGUUAUCAUAACUCAUAGUUGUGCAUUGUUGUGGGUUUAUAUUGUGUCCCCGCUGUGUCUUGUCUAUGUUCCCUGAACACUAACCCAAGUGUCAAACAUUGUGCAUUUUGUCUUCUGAUAAGUGCUGGCUAGUCUUUGUGUCUAUGUGACUUAUGUCUUGUCUAUGUAAAUUGAAUCAAAAUGGUUCAGGUAUGUUGCACAAUGACCAUGAAGCAGAGGUACAAUAAAAAGAUCUACCAAUGUGGAAAGUCAGUGUUCGAGGUUCAGAAGUUAAAACAUGUUCAUGUAAAAUUGAUGUCUGUAUUACUUACUGUACUUAAUAACAAACAGCAUACACAUUUCCAGCUAUUUUUUGGUAUUUUUAUUUUAUUUUUUGAAUUAAUUUAAUUAAUUGUUGUUGUUUUUUUUGGGGGGGGGGUACUUUUGGAUAUAUGUAGGUGAAUGUAUAUUACAUGUUCCAAAUAUUUCUGCAGCCACUUUAUUUUAAUAAUAAAUAAUAUUGCACGUAA
This is a messenger RNA of Phyllopteryx taeniolatus (common seadragon), 2030 nucleotides long. It is a transcript of the gene stxbp6l, whose product is annotated as syntaxin binding protein 6 (amisyn), like. The coding region runs from base 402 to 1217 and encodes 271 amino acids. The transcript has 7 exons. Lineage: Eukaryota; Metazoa; Chordata; Actinopteri; Syngnathiformes; Syngnathidae. The record is from RefSeq and is a predicted model, not a curated record.